AUGCCCUGUGUUCUUCCCUUAGAUGGAUUGAAUCAGGAGAUCGGGUUAGGCAUCAGAUCGAAAUAUUGGAGGAUUGCACUGUUGCCGAUCACUGCCACUCCAACUCUUGAAGCUGUGGAGGUCACGGGUAAGAAGCCCCCUGCCCCCUUCACCGGGCCUUCUCAAUGGCGUUCCCUCCUCGCUUCGGACUUCCCUUCGCAUGUCCAUGAACCUGCCUGCUCCGCGGCUGCGGACAAGCUGAGAGGUGUUGUUGUUCGCCUGUCUGUGCUGAUGCUAGAAGGCAUUCUGCACGCUUUUGGUCUUAGCCCUGUUUCCACGAAAAUCGGAGCUCCUUUUGUGGCUGCCAUCCUCCGUUCCUUCGCCUGUCAAGAGACACCCUCGGUGGUCGUUCUGCAAGCUCUGAACGAAGAGCUGACGCAAGGUCUACCUUCUGAUCCCGCCGCUGCCGCCGGUCCACAGCUUUCGGAACCCCGGACCUUUGAUGCGGGGGCCACCCUGACGCUUAUUGAGCCACCUGCUCUCAGCCCUGCAGACUCAGCCCUACCCUGCAUCUCCGCUCAACCUGCGACUGAGCCGUCGCCCGCAGGACAAGUGCCUUCUCUCCCUCCAACUAUGAAGCUGCGCCUUACGCGCAAGGGCAAGAGAACGGCCCCAGUCACCGCAACUUCUCCUCCACCUCCUCGCCGUCAACGCGUAGUGAGCAUCUCUUCCCCCACCAGGUCCUCAGAUACGAGCUCGACCCAGGAGACAAGCUUGGCCCGGGAGAAGGCCUCUGAUCUGGAGGUGGCAGACCCGCCAUUGGACUUGACCGCUCCGGUGCCAAUCCAGAGUGUAUUAGCUGCCCCGCCUUCGUCCUCUGGCGAUCAGCCCCCGGACUCGCUGGCUCCCUUCGCCUCUCCUCUUCUCGUGCCUAUGAGCUCGGCCAUGCCGACUCUGAACCUGCCCUCUACAGACCUGGCCUUUAAAGCUUCCUGGAGGCUCCCUUCAGAGACCGACCGGCCUACGUGCCCACUGCCGACCUAUCGCCUAUCUUUGACCUGCUCCGCGAGUCUGAGCGCCGUGCAACGAGCGGCCGAGCUUCAGCGAGAGAAAGCGGCGCUCAAGGCGCGUCUUCAGGAACUAGAGCCCCCUGCGGCUUCCUCAACUCCUCCUGAGCCUUCUCUUGGAAGCUUGGAUGCUUAUCUGCGUGCCGCCGGGGAAUCUGCGGCCUCUGCUCUGGCCAUUUCCCAUGCCGCCUUCGAUAAACUUCAACAGUUGGAGGCGGCUUUGAAGAUAAGUGAGUCUUCCUUGGCUUCUGAAGCGGAUCGUCAUCAAGCGACAGUUUCUGAGCUGAAAGCCAAAGAGGCAGAGCUGCUCUCCCGAUCGGCGGAUUUGAGUUCGCCACAGCAAAGUCAGGAGCUCCUGCAAACGGGGUUGGCCGAUGCCCAGGCCCUGGAAACUUUCCCUUCCUUCGAAGCUGAUGACGGACUUUUCCUCCUGGAGGCUCCUCAUCAUGCUGCCGAUCCAGCUCCCGGGGAUAUUUCUGCCCAGGCCCUUCCUGCUGCUGCUCCUGAAACGUCUGUUGACCCUGCGUCUUCCGCCAUAGUGCUGGCUGACCCCGGGCUCCUUCCGUUGGCUUCCAGUGACCCUGCCCCCUCUUCUUCAGAUGUUGUGUAG
This is a messenger RNA of Zingiber officinale, 1656 nucleotides long. RefSeq lists its product as uncharacterized. Bases 1 to 1656 code for a protein of 551 amino acids. The transcript has 6 exons. Lineage: Eukaryota; Viridiplantae; Streptophyta; Magnoliopsida; Zingiberales; Zingiberaceae. The record is from RefSeq and is a predicted model, not a curated record.